Anthostomella pinea is the source of this 1515-nucleotide messenger RNA. The record is from the annotation of a GenBank genome assembly. NCBI's taxonomy places the organism in Eukaryota, Fungi, Ascomycota, Sordariomycetes, Xylariales, Xylariaceae.
AUGUUAUUGGAAGAGCAAAGGUUCUUGCACGAGGACCUCGAGCGCCUUGAGCAAGGCAUCGCCGAUCGCAUUGGCGAUGAACCAAAACAUAUUCGGGAUCGCUUGGCGCAAGACCACCAGAUAUCGCAAUUUCUCGAUCGCAUUUCCGCACAAUCAGAAAAGCUCCUCACCAUAUAUCGCGAUGCAGACGGUACGAGGUCGCGCGAGAUCCAGCAGAUCGGGACCGGCGAUCCGAUGGAGGAGUUUUACAAACAGCUGGCCGAAGUGAAGAGCUUCCACGCAAGGUACCCGAACGAGCCGGUUGAGAACCUCGAGCGAGCAUACAAGCCGAAGAAGGGAGCCGAUGCCGAUCUAGCGCAACCCAGCAUCGUGGACACCAUGUUCACGGGUGAAGAAGCGUUUGGGCGGUUCUUCGAUCUACACACGUGCCACGAGCUCUACCUCAACCUCCCCAACGCCAAACGCUUAAGCUACCUACAAUAUCUGGAGUUGUUUGACAACUUCUCUCCCGGCGCUGGUGGUCUGAAGAGAUCCGAGAAGAUGACCGAUCAAUACUUCAAAUACGUCGGGCAGCUUGCUUUGGAUCUGGAAACCUUCAUGCGGAAGACGCGACCGUUAGAAAAUGUGGAUAAGAUUAUUGCUGACUUCGACAACGAGUUUUCUACCGCGUGGGAGAAGGACGAGGUAGCGGAAUGGAAGAACGAAGCGUCAGCUACUAGUGGCGCGAACGAGCACAUGACAUCAGGCGAUGGUAUCUGGUGUGAGGAUUGUGAGAAGGAUUUCAAGAAUGAGAACGUCUACAAGGGACAUCUCUCUGGCAAGAAGCAUACCAGAGCAGCUGCUGAACGGGCAAAACGAUUGCAAGAAGGCGACGAGUCCACGAACGGUGCGGGCAAAGGUGGACCAUCGGCAAAUCGGCUAAAGGAACGGGCGAUUGCGGAGCGCGAGUUCCGUAUCAAGCGUCUGGCCAGCGCGAUGAGCACAGAACGCAGUGAUACCCGGGUGAACGUCGAACGGAAGCAGGGCAUGACGGAACGUGAGCGACAGCAGGAACUGGAAAACCUCUUCAACACGUCGAACGCGACAAACCAGGCCAUGGAGACAGAAGAAGGCGAUGAGGAGGAUGACGACGAGAGGAUAUACAACCCCUUGAAACUACCGCUUGCAUGGGACGGCAAGCCCAUCCCAUUCUGGCUGUACAAGCUCCACGGACUGGGUGUCGAAUUCGCAUGUGAGGUGUGCGGAAACUUCGUUUACAUGGGGCGGAGGGCGUUUGACAAGCACUUCAACGAGGCACGACAUAUCUACGGACUGAAGUGUCUCGGUAUCACGAAUACGGCACUCUUCAGGGAUAUCACUGCCAUUGACGAGGCUUUGAGGUUAUGGGAGAAGAUCCAGAAGGACAAGCGGCAGGGCAAGGUGGAUGACAGCACUGUCAUCCAGAUGGAGGAUGCAGAAGGAAACGUUAUGCCUGAAAAGGUCUACUACGAUCUGCAGAAGCAGGGUCUGUUGUAA